AUGCGUCUCGCUACCACCGUUAUUGCCGCUCUGGCCGCGACUCUGCUGAACCCCGUUGAGGGGUCGUUUUUGAUAAAGAAGAAAAGCCCCCCUUGGAAUAGCAAGAGACUCCGCAAAGAAGCCGUGAACUACGCUGAUGUCCAUGAGCCGGCGAAGGACUCACGAGAUGAACUUGAGAAAUAUUACCUCCGGGGCAAGCAUAAGGAGACUACCGAGGAGCCGGUGAAAUUACUUAGUUAUCGCAAUCUUGACGGCACUCCAGUGAAGAAGACGUAG
Messenger RNA from Perkinsus marinus ATCC 50983, 276 nucleotides. RefSeq lists its product as hypothetical. The record is from RefSeq and is a predicted model, not a curated record. The transcript has a single exon. The coding region runs from base 1 to 276 and encodes 91 amino acids. NCBI's taxonomy places the organism in Eukaryota, Perkinsozoa, Perkinsida, Perkinsidae.